CCAACAACUUUUGGGGGUUUUGGUUUUACAGGCAUUGAAUGUCUUAUGCAGAGUAAUUGUAUUUUAUUUUAUUUUAUUUUUUUUUAAGCUCCUUCAUCCAUAUUGAACAUGAAGCAUUUUGCAGUAAAUGAAGCCAUUUGAUCUUCCUUUAUUAAUCGAUCACCGAUUUUUCUUGCUUAUGCUCUCUACAAAUUAAUCGAUCACAAAUUUUGAGGCCACAUUUGGGGGUUUCGGUUUUUUAGUGGUUGAAUGUCUUACAUAGAGAACUUUUUUUUUUUUUAUUGCUUUUUUUUUGUAAGCUCAUAUUGAACAUGAAGCAUUUUGAUAUUUCUUUCAUCCUAUGGGAAAUGAUGGGGAACACGAUUUCUUGUGAAUGCCAAUUUACCAUGGUUGCUUAUGAAUGCCAAUUUACCAUGGUUGCUUAUGAAUGCCAAUUUACCAUGGUUGCUUAUGAAUCAUGUCUUUCUCAUUUGAAGUUUGAAGUAUAGCAUCCGUAAUUGUUUAUUCAAGUUGGAUGAUGACUUGUAUAUGUGUUACUUACUAUGAUAAUGAUCAUGUGGCUUGUAAGAAUUUAUGAGGCAUGAUGCUGUUGAUCCAUGUUUACGACUUGACUCUCUCCAACAAAAAAUGCUAGGUUGGACAAAUAUAAAAGUAUUAUGAGUUCACAUAUUCAAUAAUGUAGAUUGUUUCCAAUAGAAAAAAAAGCAAAGAACUUCUGAUUAUAACUUAUGUUACAUGUUUUUUUGAUGAAAGGUUAACUUUGUAUUAAAGAAUUCUUUGCCACAUGUGGGGGUCUUGGUUUUUCAGAGAUUGAACAUAACUUUUUGCCUUGAUGCAUCAUCACUUUUUUAUCAUGUAAUCUAAGCUAAAUUUGUUAUUUCACUUGAUGAAUAGCACGUCUCAAGUGAUGAUCUGUUGCUUACACAUUUACAAAAUCCAUGCUUCAAUGAAUUUGGUAGUGUUUUUCAGAUUGGUUCACUUCUAAUUUGUAUCAUUAUCUUUUGUUCAACUUCCCUUCGGAUAGUUCUUUCUUAUGGUCACUGUUAUCUUAAUUUCUCUCUAAACUUGGACUAUAUUCUUUGGUUCUGUGUAAGUUUUAUGAAAAAGUAUAGUGCUUGGCCCCCACUUUUGUAUAUUGAGAUGUUAUUAUGCCUAUAUAAAGGUUUGAAUACAUAUAUUUAUAUAGUUUGUCUUUUUAUGUAGGGUUACUUGAAAACUUAGAUGGAUCACACUGUUUUAGAUUGUGUGUCAGCUCCCACUUGUGCAAUGAGAGACACCAAUGAGCUCAUGGAGCAGGUUCUUUAUCUUGCAACCCCUCCUAGAAAUUUCACAGAAAUACAAGAUGGAGAACCUGACUCCUCAACCAAACUCUUAGAAAAAAUAUACCCCGUGUAGGAAUGGAGUUUUCUUCAGAGGAAGAUGCAAUUGAGUACUACAAGGCUUAUGCAUUGACGAAAGGUUUUGGUGUUCGUAAGAGAACUACCCAUAAUGAAAAAGGUGAAAUGAUUCACAGGGAAAUUCUUUGCUUUAAAGAAGGAUUUCGCAAAGCAUAGGAUCAAGCUAGUGGAGAGAAACUUCUUGAAUCAAGGUGUGGGUGUAAGGCUAAACUAGGAGUCACUAGAAAAGCGAACAACAAGUGGGUCGUGACUAGGUUUACUAGUUAGUCCAAGGAAAGCUUGUUUAAUUCGCAGCCACCGAACAUUAUCUAGUAGUAUCACAAAGUUGAUGAUAAAUUCAAUGACUUCGGCCAUGAUUAAGCCAAGAUAUAUUCAUAGAGCAAGCUGGAGGGAUCAAGAAUGUCACAUGUACACAAAAGGAUAUCGAGAAUGAAAUUGCUAGUGCUAGAAAAAAACUAAGAUGAGAAUAUGUUAGUCUAAUUAUGCAAUGGCUGUAUAAAAUGAAAGAAUCGAAUCAAUCUUUUUUCUAUAGAUUGAAAUUAGAUGAAGACGGCCACAUUCUCAACAUCUUAUGGGCAGAUGUGACAUGGAAAGUUUCAUAUCAAUGCUUCUCUGAUGUGGUUAUAUUUGAAACCACAUACAAAACAAACACUUUUAGUAUGUCAUUUGCACCCAUACUUGGUGUAAAUCACCACUUCAAUACAACCUUGUUUGGAUUUGCACUCAUAUUUGAUGAGAAGAUAGAAUCAUUUGUUUUGGUAUUUGAAAAUUGGUUAGAAGCAAUGGGUAGACAACAACGGGGCGUUAUUCUCACUGAUCAAGACCAUGCAAUUUCAGCCGCAGCGAGACAAGUUUUUGACAAGAGUGAGCAUCAUUACUGUAAGUGGCAUAUACUUUUGAAAGUUAAAGAAAAACAAUGUCAUGUCUUGCGCAUGCAUUCUUCCUUUUCAGAUACUUUAAGGAGUUGUAUAGCUAGUCCAACAAUAGAAGAAUUUGAAUUGGAAUGGAAAUUAAUAAUUGAAAAAUAUGAGUUGGAUAGCAAUGAAUGGCUAAAUAAGCUUUAUGGUUGUCGCAUGCAAUGGGCGGAUGCAUACUUGAUUGGCAGGUUCACAGCGGGUAUGACUUCUACCCAAAGAAGUGAAGGGAUGAAUAAGCAUUUCAAGACGUACUUGACAUCCAAAACUAGCUUACAUACGUUAAUGGAAAUAUGUGCAAAGGUGCAAAAUAAGAAGGUACGAAAAGAGAAGAAAAACGACUUAAAAGACAUUCAAUCUACUCUAAUAUUAAGAACAACUUCUUUAUUUGAGUCACAGGCAUCAAAAAUAUAUACUCAAAAGAUUUUCAAGAUAUUUGCGGAAGAGGUUGCCAAUUGUAUGAAUUUAAUGAGUGAAUUAGUUGAUGAAAAUGGACAGCUUGCCAGUUUUGAGGUGGCAGAUAUGGGAACCAGAUCUAGAUAAUACUUGAUGGAAUUCAAUGCUCAUGAGAAGAAGGCUUCUUGCAAUUGUCACUUAUAUGAGAGGAUGGGCCUUCUUUGCAGGCAUGUGCUGAAGACUUUUAUAAUGAAAAAUAUUUUUGAAAUCCCUCCAGCAUAUAUAAUGAGGCGUUGGUCAAAAGACGUAAGGAGGGGUUGUUUUGUUGAUGAAAGUGGCACUACCACCCUCCAUUCGAUAUAAAAAUUUAUUGCAGACUGUUCGAUACCUCGCUGAGUAUGCGUCAGAAAGCAUGGAGGUUCAUGAUUUUGUAAUGUCUUUAAUACACAAUGAUAUUAUAAAGGUUGAUGGUAAAUUCGGUUGUAAGCGACGUCCACAGGUUGACACCAUGACCCAUGUCAAUGAUGAGAGCGGAGCUUCUGGUUCUAUUGACACACCAAAUGGAAGUUACAGUUGUCUUAAAGUUCUUGAUCCUCCAAGAGCAUAGACAAAGGGACAGCCAACAAAUGCAAGAAAAAAAGCUCGAUCAGAGGGAUGAAAACCAGUGGAAAAUAUUAGGAAAUGUGCAGUUUGUCAGGGCAGUGGGCAUGACCGAAGAAAUUGUCCAUCAUUCGUCUGUGAAAAGUACUAAUUCAUCCCUUUAGAGUCAUUUGAAUUUCAUUGUAUUAGGUGUUUGUGCUUUUUCAAUAAUUAACUAUUAUGAUCAAGGUUGGGCUCUCCAUCUAGUUAUUCUACAUGUUUCCAAGAAAUAUAUGUUUCCAAAGAAAUAUAUGUUAGUAAGCCAACAUGUCGUGUAUAACUUGGUUUUCUAUUCUUGCGAUGCUUAAAUGGUGGAAUGGAUUUCCUUUGAAAGUUAUCUUACAAACUCUUAAAGUGCCAUUGAUGCAUAGCUAGUGAUUUGUAUUUUAUGUUUUCCAAACUGAUGUGUAUAUCAGUUAAGAAUGUGAGCAGCAAUUUUUUCUCCUUUUUGGGUCAUUAAUUCUUUGCAAUCGAUACAGAUGAUUUUGGAUCUUGUUGUUUCAGAUGAUAGAAGAAAAGGAGGGCAACCUGAGAAACUCACUCGAUCAGGUUUAUUUUGGGAAGACAAAGGAGAUGGUUUUCAGUCUACGAUGACCUCCUGACAUAAUGCAACAAUAGCAACAUAAUUUGACUGUAAAGUCAUUUGUAGAUCUGGGUUUUUGUUGUGCUCAGAGUCAUUUGUACAUCUGGGUUUUUGUUGUGCUCAGGUGGAUAUUUUCAAUCCCUAUCAUCAUAUUGAAGCAAUUUUUUUUUGGUCAGCUUAUAGCAUAAGAUUUGUAAUAUUUAAAGCCUUCUCAAACAAAGGUUUCAAUAUAAUCAUGACGAUGUGAUACAAAGAAAAAAAAGUGCAUUUUGGAAUCUAUUGUG
This is a messenger RNA of Amborella trichopoda, 4213 nucleotides long. The record is from RefSeq and is a predicted model, not a curated record. NCBI's taxonomy places the organism in Eukaryota, Viridiplantae, Streptophyta, Magnoliopsida, Amborellales, Amborellaceae.